Mercurialis annua (annual mercury) is the source of this 591-nucleotide messenger RNA. RefSeq lists its product as uncharacterized. The record is from RefSeq and is a predicted model, not a curated record. Bases 1 to 591 code for a protein of 196 amino acids. The transcript has 2 exons. NCBI's taxonomy places the organism in Eukaryota, Viridiplantae, Streptophyta, Magnoliopsida, Malpighiales, Euphorbiaceae.
AUGACGGAGAAAAGACUUGGGAUGGUUACCCCCAUUCCUAAUUUCCAAAAACUUUGUUGGCGUAGCAAGACUAUUUCCUCUGGCGGCAAAGAGGUUCUACUUAAAUCGGUUGCUCAGGCUAUGCCCAAUCAUAUUAUGUCUGUCUUUUUAAUUCAUGUGGAUCUUUGCGCAGAGCUUCAACGAAUGAAGAACUCUUAUUGGUGGGGGCGAGAUACAUCAAGCAGGAAAGGUAUUUCGUGGACUAACUGGAAUAAUCUAUGUACGUCAAAGAGUUUCGGUGGUAUGGGUUUCAAAAAUCUACAUGAAUUCAAUAUUGCUAUGCUUGCUCGUCAAUCUUGGAGGUUAUUAAAUAAUCAAGAGUCGUUGUGCUUUAAAGUGCUUUCGGCGAAGUAUUUUCCCUCGGGAAAUUUCUUGGAUGCUAGUAUUGGAAACAAUCCGAGUUAUACGUGGAGGAGUAUUUUUGCAACUAAGGAUAUGAUGCGGAGUGGAGUGAGGAGGGGGAUUGGCUCUGGUUUGAAAACACGAGUUUGGAGUGAUCCCUGGCUUGUUGAUGGGAGUAGCGGGUUCGUAAAUGAAGUGGCACCGGGUUGA